CUGUAGCCUGAAGCUUAAAGACUGUGUAGCAUUCUCUCCCCCUUCCUCUCUCUUUAACAUCCAGUCUUCGUGUGCAGUGGGAUUUGUGUGCAGAGAUAUGGGGACUUCUAUCUACCUAAUAGUCCUGAUCACAAACUUCUACCUAACCAGUGGAUAUGAAGGUUCGGGCUAUUCACCACAAGAAGACGAUGAGGAUUUAUAUGCACGCAAUAGAAAUGGCGCUACUCCAUGGUGUUCUCCAAUCAAGGUUAAAAAUGGCCAUGCCACCUGCAGCAGCCCAUAUGGAUCUUAUUACAAGAAUGUGAGAGGAACAAGGUGCAGUAUCCAUUGCCAGAAAGGCUAUGAGCUCCACGGAGCGUCUGAGAUUAUUUGCCAGGCAGACAAGAGAUGGUCUGGUAAAUACGCAUGCAAGCAAAAACGAUGUUCCAGUCUAACAAUGCCCAUUUAUGGAGGUUUCAAGUGUUUAGAUGGAGCCUACUUUAACUCUAGAUGUGAAUAUUUCUGCUCACCGGGCUACCAGCUGAAAGGAGACAGAGUUGUAACUUGUUUGGAUAACAAAUCUUGGAGUGGAAAACCAGCCACUUGUGUCGAUUUGGAGCCUCCUAGAAUCCAGUGUCCAAGUGUAAAGGAAAAAGUAGGAGAACCAAAUAAGCUAACAGCAAGAGUUUUCUGGGACACCCCAGAGGGAAGAGACACAGCAGAUGGUAUAUUAACUGAUGUGACUUUGAAAGGACGACCAUCAGGCUCCGACUUUCCAGAAGGAGAUAAUAAAAUCCAGUAUACUGUAUUUGAUAGAGCUGGGAACAAAGCCUCUUGCAAAUUUAGUGUGAAAGUUAAAGUUAGGCGCUGUGGUAAACUGAAUGCUCCAGAAAAUGGAUAUAUCAAAUGUUCCGGUGCUGGUGAUAAUUACGGAGCAACCUGCGACUACUUCUGCGUUGGUGGUUAUGAACUGCAAGGAAGCCCGGCUCGUGUCUGCCAGUUUAAUUUAGCCUGGUCUGGAACAGAGCCAACUUGUUCCUUUAUGAACAUAAAUGUUGGAAUGCGAAGUGCAGCAGAAUUCCUGGAUCAGUUUUAUGAGAAAAGGAGAUUAUUAAUCUUAUCAACUCCUACUGCAGCUGAUUUAUAUUAUAGAUUGCAAGUUGGAAUGCUUCAGCAAGCUCAAUGUGGCCUGGAUCUAAGACAUUUAACAGUAAUUGAAUUAUUUGGGAUGUAUCCAACAUAUAUUGGAAGAAUAGGACGCCGUCUUCUUCCACCAGCACUAGGGAUACAAUUAAGGUUGCUGCUGCGAAUCUCGGAGAGCAAAUUUCAGAUGGUGGUUUUGGACAAACAUGGUGUAGACAAGGAGAGAUACGCGUUUCCUGUCAACAGUGCAGAUCUAUUUACACUCAUUGAUACUUUCCCUCUUAGAAAAGAUGAAAUGAAGUUCCAAGCUGAAUCAGGUCACACUUGUAACUGAUCAACAGGGAUUUUAUAUAUUAAUUAACUCAUAAUAAUGUGCUGCUCUUGAUGCAUAAAACAAAUUACUCUUUUUAAAUCUAGAUGUACAGAUUUUUUUUCCCAGAUUUUAAUGCUGUAUAUUCUUUGUUUAAAUGAUAUAUGCAUGAUUUUUUUUUAGUACAGUCACAUGCCAAGUAACUUAACUGCUGCCAUCUUUACAGCUUUAUGUACAGACACUACAUACAAAUUCUUAGUAACGUGAAUAUUUCAGACAGGCAUUUUCAGUACUUGUAAAAUUGGGGAUUUUCUUUAAAAAAACAAAUAACAUUUAUUAAUAAAAACUACUUUUUACGCAGAGAUGCUACAUUUUAUUGUGAAAGAAAAAUAUGUUUGUGUAAUUGGGCAAACUGUAAAAUAUAAAGAACAUAUUGAAACCUGCA
Molecule: messenger RNA, 1877 nt
Organism: Bombina bombina (fire-bellied toad)
Lineage: Eukaryota; Metazoa; Chordata; Amphibia; Anura; Bombinatoridae
Gene: SRPX
Product: sushi repeat containing protein X-linked
Exons: 10
Coding region: 98-1456 (452 amino acids)
Source: RefSeq, a predicted model, not a curated record